AUGGAGCAGAAGGAACCAAGGGGUCCGGCACAGACUUCCGUGCCACGGACAUUCUGGUUUGUAAGAAGCCCUUGUCGUCUGCUGGCGUAUCUGUUCCAGUUCCUUCGCAAGUUCUUCCCCUGGGCUCGCCUCGCCAUCCCUGUGCGGACCCCCACGGCCAAAGGAUCCCUGGCACAGUCUCCGGACCGACCCGUGCGCCGCCCCAAGAAGCGGCUGGGAACCGUAGCGCACGUCAUCCUUGCCUUUGCCCCUCUGAGGUUCCAGCGUGCUUUCGGAUAUCUGACCGUCAUGGAACGGGAUUUGGUCCCCAAAGAGACAUUGGACGCCCCCGUCCACCCAUCGGGCAAAGGGAACAAAAGGAAAAAGGACGAUGUUACUCUAGAGGAGGAACUCUGCUGGGCUGAGCUUCUCCAGAAAGAAUUACCGGAUGAAGAUGAUACCGAGGACCCGACUUAUGAGUUUACCGUCUCUGAGACGGACAGCGAAGAAUACAAAUCUCAGAACGACACCGAUGUCAAUUUGGAGGUGGAGGAGAAAGAUGGAUUCUUGAUGCUGAAGGAAGACCCAGCUCAGCAGGAGGACCCAAAGAAGGAAUUUGGGGCUGGGGAGGAGGCCCUGGACCCCCGCUGCUCCGGGGACGGGAGUGAGCAGCCAGACGAGGAGGUGCCUGACGAUGGCGGGGACAACCCGGGUGCGAAUCCCACCAGCCCUGCUCCACCGGAGAGCACACUGCUCCUGCCGUCCCGCGACCCCAGUGCUGAGAUGACCUCCAGUGACAACUCCCAGGACCAAUGGGUGAAUGUGAGCGGCGAAUAACAGCAACUGUCUCCUCUCCUGGCUGAGAUUGGCACUGCAACAUAGCGAGGUGAAACUUUCCAACGGUCUGCCGCCUUCUAG
Molecule: messenger RNA, 897 nt
Organism: Podarcis muralis (Common wall lizard)
Lineage: Eukaryota; Metazoa; Chordata; Lepidosauria; Squamata; Lacertidae
Source: RefSeq, a predicted model, not a curated record